GGGAGGAGAGGAGGACAGAGCAACAGGAGCACCGCAGGAGCAGCUAGGAGAUCACCUGUUCUACAGCUUUCCUCUUCGCCUCACUUUUAUUCCCAGUUUAUUUGAGCUUUUUCCUUUUUUAGUGGUUUAAUUUUUACACUUCGCCUUUAGAAUGACGGACACACUUUUACCGAACGGCAUUGAAGACAGCGGAGGAGAUGCGAAAUAUUUCAAAAGGGGCUGCAACCCCCUUGCACAGACCGGACGCAGCAAACUGCAGAACACGCGAGCCGGUCUGAACCAGCAGAUAAUCAAACAGAUGAGGAUGAGAGCCGGAGCUGAGAAUCUGCUGAAGGCUACAAACAACAACAAGGUUAAGGAGAUGGUUCUUCUGGAGCUGAGCUACGUUAACUCCAACCUGCAGCUACUGAUGGGCCAACUGGAAGGACUCAACAGCUCAGUGGAUGUCUACCAGAGCUCCCAAGAAACUGCUCACAUUCCCCUCAUCGCUUUGGGUCUGAAGGAGACUAAAGAAGUCGACUUCUCUGCUCCAUUCAAGGACUACAUCCUGGAGCACUACAAUGAAGACGGACGAAGUUUCGAGGAGGAGAUUGCAGAUCUGAUGGACCUGCGGCAGGCCUGCAGAACGCCAAGCAGGAAUGACGCUGGGGUGGAGCUGCUCGCAAAAUACUACGGUCAUCUUCCCCUAAUAGAGAACAGAUUCUUCUCCCCGACCCGCCAGACCGGCAUCUUCUUCACCUGGUACGACUCCUUCACAGGCGUUCCCGUAUGCCAACAGAACCUGUCUUUAGAGAAAGCCAGCGUGGUCUUCAACAUUGCAGCGCUGUACUCCCAGAUCGGGACGCGCAGUAACCGGCAGAAAGCAGCGGGCUUGGAGGAGGCCAUCUCCGCUUUCCAAAAAGCUGCAGGCAUGCUGAACCACCUUAAGGAAACCUUCACCCACACGCCCAGCUACGACAUGAGCCCAGCCAUGGUGAGCAUGCUGAUUCGCCUGAUGCUUGCUCAAGCGCAGGAGUGCAUCUUUGAGAAGAUCGCACUUCCAGGGAUCAUGAACCAGUUCAUCUCCCUGAUUAAAAUGGCUCAGGAGGCUGCAAAGGUCUCAGAAAUCUACGAUCAGGUCCAUCAGUCCAUGAUCCAGAUGCCGAUAAAAGACAACGUGCCGUUCUUCUGGUCCACCAUGUCCCUGGUCAAAACCAACCACUACCGUGCCAUUGCACAUCACUUCAUGGCCUCAGCACUGCUGGAUCAUGAGCUGGGCCCCAACGAUGAUGAGGAUCAGCAGGAGAAGACCUUAUCUCAGGUGUACGAUCAGCUCCCCGAGGGAUGCUCCCCACUCGACAUCCUGAAGGACAAAGAUGAACGUGAACGUAUCGGUAAAGCUCAUAUGCGUCGUGCCAUCGCCAGUCACGAAGAGGCUCUAAGGAAUCACGGUCUGUGCCAGCAACAGGACAAGCACGACGUCCUGCAGGAAAUUUUAAAAGCCAGCCACCAGCGCUCUCUCAACAAGUACACAGACUUUGAAAGCGAGGAAGAGUUUGCGGACUACAUCGAAGCUCCAGACAUCAUCUCUAAAACGGAGCAUAAAGCAGAAAUGGAGCUUCCCGCUUCCACAAAGGGCCCUUUGUCAGUCUUCUCAGCCAAGCAGAAGUGGACUCCUCCGAGGAAGAUCCUUGUUUGCGCAGAGGACAGAGAUCUGGGUUUCACUCUGAAAGGAGAAGCACCGGUUCAGGUGGUGUCGUUGGACCCUCUCAGCAAAGCGGCUGCUGAUGGACUGAAGGAGGGCGACUACAUCGUAGCGGUGGGCGACAGAGACACCAAAUGGAUGGGUGUGAGUGACAUCAUGCGACUUCUGAAAGACGUGGAUGAAGAGGGGAUUGAAAUCCAGGUGGUCAGCAUGAUCGACAACAGCCCCACUAUGCCAACCAAGAGCGCCACCUUCAGUGGAAACCUGCCCAAGACCUACUCCAUGAUCUGCCUGGCGUAUAACGACGAUGACAAGGCUUCCAAAUCCCGCAAGGUGGCCAAGAAGUCCUCAUUCCUCAGCUGGGGUCUGAAGAACAAGACGAAGAGCGCCAGCACCUUGAGCCUUCCUACAUCCGACCAGACGGGCACUCUGCCCUGGAACAAACCCAUCCCCACCUUCCCCAGCUCCAGCUCCUACAACGACACCUCCUUCCACUGAGCUCGGCCUUCAGCGACACGCAGCGCUGCGCUGGUCACCUACUGGUUGUGUUUUGAUACAACUCUGUUGCUUUUGGUUUUUUGCACCAGCAUCGCCACGCAUUAAAAACAACUGUGCCAAAAUACAUCAAACUAAUAAUGGAUCAUUAUGCAUAACACCAGAAUGUUUGCAGCACAGUACGACUAUGAACGGUUACUACUAUAAAAAGUUUGAGCGCAGCAGUGCCUGUCGCUUUGCAAGGCGGUGGUUUUAUUGUGGACGAAGAGAUCCGCAUCAUCACUGCAGACAUGAAGGACCUCGUUACAAAAAUAUUAAACAAAAUGAUCACAGAGGGAAAACAAAAAGUGCUGUGAAACUUCUCUGAUGUCGAGGAAGAUUUUUUUUUAGAAUGCAAUACCCAAUAAGCUGCUAAAUCACACCUUGGUUUGUGUUACUGUCCUUUUGUAUUUGAGAGACAGCCUCUGAAGUUGGUGUUGGAGCUCCGUGCCAUGUCAGGAACACGGUGUAAAUAGAAAUACACACGUUUUGUUUUGUUUCCUAUUU
Cyprinodon tularosa is the source of this 2725-nucleotide messenger RNA. It is a transcript of the gene rhpn2, whose product is annotated as rhophilin, Rho GTPase binding protein 2. Gene Ontology annotation, molecular function: protein binding. Lineage: Eukaryota; Metazoa; Chordata; Actinopteri; Cyprinodontiformes; Cyprinodontidae. The record is from RefSeq and is a predicted model, not a curated record. The transcript is spliced from 15 exons. The coding region runs from base 152 to 2182 and encodes 676 amino acids. Gene Ontology annotation, biological process: signal transduction; negative regulation of stress fiber assembly.